AAAACGCCUUUAUUUCUAAAAACAUAGCAAAAACAGGUAAGAACAUUCAUACACAGAAACCAUUUUAGGAAAAUGAAUGAAAAAUUUACUAAGAUACAGACCAAAAUGAAACAGGAAGGAAAGUGACAACCCGCAUUUCACAAAAUCAGUGGCAUAGAAGAGGACAUUUUAAAACUGUUUACCGCCAGAGAAGAGAAAGAAUGAAAUUCUUUGCCACAUCUUCCUCUGUCGUAUUCUAAUUCCCUUUAUUCUUAUUCUCACUUUUCUUUAAAGGUAGGAGAUACUACUUUAAUUUUGAAGAGGAUAUCAUCAUCAGUUUUAAAAUAAAAAUAUUUUAGUGCUUAUUUCUUAGAAUUAUUCCUUCCAAUGGCGACCAUCCCAACAGCAGUAAGAUUACUGAAAUACUAGACUUUACAGUUCAAGUCCUAGUCAAUACAGGUGACUCCACAUAACUUUUAUUUUGUAAUUUUUUUCCCCUGGCGCACUGCUAGAACUGAAGAUACGGAGACAUUUGUGGCCUGCAAAGCAAUACAAUCUGUUCAGAUGUAUCUCUCUUCUGUCAGCAUAAACAGAAACUUUAUGAUAGAAGAAAAGGGAUGGGUGCACUUAUAGGUAAAUGGAAUGGGUAUAGCGAAUUUAUGACCAUCACUGUUCUUCUGUUUUAUACGUUAAACAUAUCUCGGUCUGUUUUAUCCAUUAAACAGACCGAGAGUGUGACAUACUCUCAGUCAUUAUGUCAGAAAGCUAAAGAAUAGAAAGUUUCCUGUCUGGCUGUUAACUGUAUGAGGUUGAGGGUAUGAACAAAGCUAAAACCAAUUAUUCUUCUGGAGAGGGUUGUGUAUUGACAUUAGAGGCAGAGUGUAGCCCUGGGCUAGUUCUAAAUUAACCCUGAAUUGUGUAGAACAGGGGCUGGAACCUUGCGGGUGCAGAAGCUUGCUGGUCUUCAAUGGUUAGUUCAGGGUUGGUUUUUUUUUUUGUUAAAUUACUGUUGAACUUCCCAGGGGAAAUACAUCUUUUCUUCUUCACUCUUCUCUGUGACACUCUUGAAAGAGAAUAGCUGUGAAAUCAAGCUCAUAAUUCAACCUGAGUUAAAAUAAAGUUACAACACCAUAAGCAAAUCACUGCUACUGCAAAGUAAACUACAUCCCAACCUCUCUAGGAACCUACACAAUUCCAGCUCAAGAUGCAAAAGAUACAGGCCUUUCCAAGGGGCAGUCAAGGGUGGACUACAUUUUGGGUAUUUUGGAAGUUCUGUCUUUUAUAGAGGGAAGACUGAAAGAUUAAGUCUGUGUAGACUUAAUGUAACUUUUGUGGCUUAAUGGCCAGUAACAGGGUGCUUAAUCCAGCCUGAGUCACUUCCCUAUUCGGAAAUUAGAAACAGAAGAUCAAAUGACCAUGUGAUAGUAAGAUAAUUUUUGCAGGCCCAUGAGAAGAGAACUAAUUUGAUGAAGUAUGUUCACGGAACUACUUGCUAGCAUUCUCAUAGAAAGAGAAAAUGGUAGUGAGUUAGUUAUUCCCAUGAAUGUCAAUGAAAACUUUUGUAAAAUAACAGAACUUGAAGAAUGCUCUAUGUUAUUCUAAAUAAUGAUAAAAGGCAACAGAGGAGGAGACCAAUUAUUUAAAAAAGCAAUUUUUCAUCAGGUAGUGAAACAUGCCAGCCCUAUUAUAGUAUUGUGUACUAGACGAGAACUAGCCCAAGAACUCCCUUGCCUUACAGAGUAAGCAGCAUUGUUUUUAACUCUGAAUCCUCUCCAGGUGUUUUUGGCAGAGUGAAGAUGAGCGGUGAAGAGAUUGUUGUGUGUGCAGUACAACUUGGAGAAAAUUUCUGCCUCUAUUUUGCAGACGAUGAUGGGCUGGAAUGCGAUGCCUUUUGUAAGGAAAAAAUUCUCCACCGAGUCCUUCGAAAUGUAAAUAGCCAGUUGCUUGUGGUUCGACCAGAUUUAAACAUGGCAGCGUUUGAAGAUGUGACAGAUCAGGAGAUGAAAUCUGGCAGUGGAAUGCACUUCAACAUUCACUAUUACAAGACUACCACACCUUCAGCAGGGAUGCCUGUUGCAUUCAGUGUCCAGGUAGAAGAUAAAAGUUAUUACAUGUGUUGUGAGAAAGAAUGUGGAAAAAUGAUAGUUCGAUUUAGGGAAGGAGAAGUUCCCAAAGAAAUUCCUGGUGACAGUAACGUAAUCUUUUUCAAAAAGACUUUUACACCUUGUAGCUCCAGAGCAUUUAAGUUUGAAUACUCACUAGAACAGGGAAUGUUCUUGGCCUUUGAGGAAGAAGGACGCUUAAGAAAAUUAAUUCUAAAGAAACUGUCAAGGGAAGAUGAAGUGGAUGAAACCAUGAAGAUAAGUUUCUAACUUCAGCCAGAAUGAAAGUCACAAUCUGUGACAUACUUCAACAGUCUUAAAAUACAUUUUGGCUUUUUA
Molecule: messenger RNA, 2420 nt
Organism: Pygoscelis adeliae (Adelie penguin)
Lineage: Eukaryota; Metazoa; Chordata; Aves; Sphenisciformes; Spheniscidae
Gene: IL18
Product: interleukin 18
Exons: 5
Coding region: 1776-2351 (191 amino acids)
Biological process (GO): inflammatory response; immune response
Molecular function (GO): cytokine activity
Source: RefSeq, a predicted model, not a curated record